Protopolystoma xenopodis is the source of this 867-nucleotide messenger RNA. The record is from the annotation of a GenBank genome assembly. NCBI's taxonomy places the organism in Eukaryota, Metazoa, Platyhelminthes, Monogenea, Polystomatidea, Polystomatidae.
AUGCCUCAUACGACUUGGUACCUCGGACUGCUCCACCCUUCGUCUAUUGUCGGGCCGAUGACAGACCGCAUCUACUUUGUCCUGCCAAGUCGGUUUGUGGGCUCCUCGAGCUUCGCGUCAAAUGUGCGCUUGUGUCGUCCGCCUCGGACAGACGAGCAUUUUGAUGGAUUGACGCCGAUUCGCGCCACCCUGACUGCCACACACCCACAUCCCCUUGCGUGGGUUGGCAGCCCAAAGUCGAUUGACGCCAGCAUUUACCACGCCCCCCUCUGCAGCUACUCCUGCCACUCACCCAGGCCACACACAAACAGCCUCGCACACACAAUCACCUUGCUAUGUACCGAUAGACAGACGGAAAAACAAAGAGGGAACUUACGCAGAGGGGCACGGCAACCCGACGAGUGGGGUGGAGCUGGCCAAAAGGACGCACCAAAGGACGCAAAAAGGCAAUUUUGCUUUUUAUUCUUUCUUCAUUUCUCCUCCAACUCGACUUGGCGAAUCAUGCCCUUCCGGCCAGCCGGCCAGCCACGCAGCCGUCCAGCCGGCCGGUCAUUUGGUCAGCAAGUCGGUGUGUCUGUCCGUCGGUCUCUGCGGUGCGCGCAUGCGCUGGAGCAGGCCGAAAAAGGCAGACGAACUGACACCGAGAGACAGGCCGAAAGACGGACAGGCCAAAAGACGGACAGGACGAAAGAGGUGAAGAGGGAAUGUGAAAAAAAGCGCAAAUCUGAAAGGCUCGGUUCCGGAGUUGUGAGUGCUCGGGGCGAGAAUCCACACGCACGACACACUAUUCCGGCGGGAACAGUUGCCGUCUCUCAUUUCCAUUCCGUCUGUCCGUCUGUCCGUCUGUCCGUCUGUCCGACCGGCUGA